This is a messenger RNA of Trichomonas vaginalis G3, 357 nucleotides long. RefSeq names its product KilA, N-terminal/APSES-type HTH, DNA-binding family. The annotation marks the transcript as partial. Gene Ontology annotation, molecular function: DNA binding. The record is from RefSeq and is a predicted model, not a curated record. The transcript has a single exon. Lineage: Eukaryota; Parabasalia; Trichomonadida; Trichomonadidae.
AUGUCAGUCGAAGCAAAAACAUUCACGAACAAAUCUAAUGGUGAAACAUUCACAAAAGGCACUUAUAACGGUAUUGAAGUCUUACGUAGAGACAAGGAUGGUUACAUUAAUGCAACAAAGAUGGCAAGAGAAGCAGGAAAGUUAAACCAUUUAAACAGAUUUCUCAAUAGUACUAAAAUGCAGGAAAUUCUUGAGUUUUGGAUGAACGAAUACGGUGGAGCCAAAAGUGGCUCGACCUCAAAACAAGCAUUUUAUGAGCUUACUAAGGGCGUUAUGAAUGAAUUCAAAGGUAUUUACAUACAUGCUGACCUCGUUCAUUUUGUUGCUGAAUGGUGCUCUGUAAAGUAUGCAUUUUAU